AUGCCUGUCAAUCCAUUCAUAGCAAUUGAUGCUGGCUCAACGUUCAACUUUGGCCCCGCUGCUAACUUCCUCCAAAAGUCUCCCGCAACACCAGAAAGUCUUGUGCAGCGCAAAUCUGCGGUGCCUCACGCCAAACGCCCUCGACGCAGUCCUCCGCUACCCGUCCAACAGCUCUCGCCGCCCCACGACAACGGUUCCGACCAGACAAAGCUGGACCAUCCUCCACGUCACAAAGGGUCCGAUAUAAACGUCGUCGCCCCUGGGAAGAGUAAACAAAAGUCUUCAUGGGACCCGCUUGCGCGAUAUCAUUCCGAAGCAAAUUCAUUCCCUGACUAUGGGAACCCUAGUGAUGAAAUGAGCUCUAGACGGAUGCGGGAAAUCAAUCGUGGCACGGCAGGAGGACUAAAUACGUUGACCAGACCCCCACGCCCUCUUAGUAUGGGCAUAUCUAGCCAAAGCCCCCAAGAGAAAAGACAGAAGGACACAACAUUGUCGCCGCCAGAUGCCGUAUUUAGCCCAUACUUUGCGAAUCAGCGAGACGCCAAGAUCCACGAUCUAACUGGGUCUUCCCAAGACGAUGCAUGGGAGUUGAGAAGUACGUCGAGCUCCGGGAAACAUAAAGCUUUCAGUGGCCUCAUCACCGGAGUUGAGGAGUUGCAUCCCAAGGGGCCCAAUGUUCUGAGCAAGCCACGAGUCCGAAAGAGCCGAUCGUCAUCCGCACCUAAACAGAUACUGGAAAGUGCGCGUCAGGCACACAUCAUUGAUGUUGAAGAGGAGCAUCUCCACGACAACACUCAUACCGUUCAGAACCCUGAUGAGUUGGAAGAAGCAGUGAGCCCUCCACCUGCAAAAGUCACAUCCGACAUUGGACGCCCCGCAAAUAAACGAGGACGACCGUCGAAUUUUGCAGACACCUCCAGUCCACAUGUUAAACGAACAAGAAUUUUCUGGGCAGAGUCUAUUGACUCAGAGGACGAACUGAGCAAAGAUCCUGGUCCACAGACCAGGAAGAAGACGAAUUUCUCCGACUUGGCCACCCCAAGGCGGAAGUCUUCAUCUCGUGGUGACAUUCCCCAAACUCAGUUCACGGCUCCUGCAAAAUCACAACGAAGAGGAUCCCUGACAGCAAAUAAUGCCGUGCGUGAUUUAUGUGUCAGAAGAGCAGUGUGUGGGAAGUUAUUUUACAAUGAGGAUGACGACCAACGUGGACAAUUAAUCCUGCAGCAGGCUGGUAGCUCGACAACACUAGUACCUAAAUUUCCAACAGACGACGAUGCUACUCUGGAAUGGAUGAAGCUUACGCUGGACAGCAUUCUUCGUUUAGAUCAUGCUAAGGGCAAAAGUCAUUUUGUUUUCAUCCGUCGGCCUCGAUCGCACCAAUCUGGGGGACCACUGUGGCUGCAACUUGCAGACCACCGAGACGUCUUCAAUCUGCUCAAGGCCGUGGAACCGGUUGCUUCCGUGGACACCCAAUACUGCGCCGCUGAUGAGCUUGAAACCAAAUGGGACAAGGCUAUGAAUAGAGCAGCAACGUAUGGCGCCUCACACCAGGGAAAAGUAACUAAGUCAGAUGAUACUUCGAGCUCGAGAGAAGCAAAUGAUAAAACAAGGGUUGAUGGGCACAAGGACGCACGGAAUGGAAACCGUAGCGACCCCCGGCUCACAAGGAUAAUCGACAAGUUGACCAAUUCCGCUGCAGAGCGAGAAAACGGGCCCGAUGGUACAGCAAAGGGCAGUGAAGUGGUUGUUUCACAAGCUCCUACCACUCGUCGAACUAGGAGGUCUUCGCCGGUGUAUAUUCCACGAGAACUGAGUCCAGAUCGAUGGACCCGCGAUAAUCCAGGAUGGAGAGAAAGGUGGCACAAGUCACUUGUUUUUCCAACCACAGGCAAAAACAGAGCCACUGUGGACGACAACGAUAUCUCAAGACUCGACGAGGGUGAAUUUCUGAACGACAACCUGAUAAGCUUCUACGUGCGGUAUCUCCAAUUCAAAUUGGAAAGCGAGAAGCCAGAACUCUUGAACCAAGUGUAUUUCUUCAGCACUUUCUUCUUUGAGAAGCUGAGGUCGACCAAAGGCAAAAUCAACUAUGAUGGCGUGAAGGCUUGGACAACCAAGUUCGACCUGCUUUCGUACGACUAUAUCGUGGUCCCUGUCAACGAGAAUGCCCACUGGUACUUGGCAAUUAUCUGUAACACGCCCUACGCUGUUCAUGGCAUGCCCGAGGAUGAGGUGUCGAAGAAGGAGGAACGAGCGUCUUCAGAGAUAAAAACUAUUGCACAUGAUAUGUCGGGUGUAUCUAUACAAGAUGACGAUGUCAUCACAUCCCCUGCUGAUGAGCCAGCUGAUAUAGAUCUCUCCAGCUCCACAAAGACGUUGCAGCAUUCCUCCCCAGCACCGAAAAAUACAGCUGCAAAGACCUCAGCAGCGACUCAACAAGUUGAUUCCAGGCUACCGAAAGUAAUCACAUUGGACUCCUUGGGCAGCGCCCACAUGGCGACAUGCAGAGCGUUGAAAGAGUACCUCAUUGCCGAAGCGAAAGACAAGAAGGGUGUUGACUUGGCCAUAGUUCCUGCUGGGAUGACUGCCAAAAAGAUUCCCGAGCAGGACAACUUUUGCGACUGCGGAGUUUUCGUCUUGGGCUACAUGGAAGAGUUCUUGAAGGAUCCGGAAGGGACUGUCUGUAAACUCCUGCGUAAGGAGCCUUUGAAUUGGGAGAUUCGACCGUCCCUGUUGCGCAAUCAGGUUCGUAAUCUGUUGUUUGAGCUACAGGAUGAGCAACAGGCGAGGCUAGAGAAGGAGCUAGCCGAGAAGCGCCUGUUGUCCUCGCGGAGGCGAGCAGCUGCCCGAGCUGGAGGUCGGGGGCCGCAAGAGAUCUCUUCUCCUACUCCUGUGAGGGAGAAGCUAUCAAGCAGACAAUCUGGAGCUCCGCCGAGCGUCACGUUGACCCCGAAGGAGCCGGUGGCAGACAGCCCACCAAUGGACGAACAGGGAGCUGGCACUCCAACACAAACUAAACAGCCUUCCACUGACGACAAGGAGGUAAAAUUGACCGACAUCUCCAACGGCAAACCUAGUAACGGGAAAAGCACUCCCGACGAUGUUUUUUACUCAGAUAGGUCGUCGCCAGGUCACAAGCCGAAGAAUGGUGCGACAGACGCUGCAGAACCUACGGAGCUAGAUUCACCAGCAUCAGCAUCAACUGAUAAGUCGUCGAAGGACAAUGGCAUGGUCCAAACACUCUCUGAAUCCUCACCUGAGAUUGAAGCGCAAAUGAAAAAGACCAUCCCAAAAGCGCAGAAGAGUGUUGCUGUUGAACCAGUUGACGUGGAAGAAGUGACUGCCAUUUCACCCAACAGGGUGACUAGACAAAAGUCUAAGCAACUAGAGUCGUCACCCCCCAUGGUACAAACCAUCCGCUCUAGUCAAAGCUCGUCGCCUAAAAAGUUGCGAGCUCGAUAUGAUGGUAUUGAUCGGUCUGUGGAUCCCAUUUGA
This is a messenger RNA of Pochonia chlamydosporia 170, 3495 nucleotides long. RefSeq names its product Ulp1 protease family protein. The coding region runs from base 1 to 3495 and encodes 1164 amino acids. The transcript is spliced from 6 exons. Gene Ontology annotation, biological process: protein desumoylation. The record is from RefSeq and is a predicted model, not a curated record. Gene Ontology annotation, molecular function: SUMO-specific endopeptidase activity. NCBI's taxonomy places the organism in Eukaryota, Fungi, Ascomycota, Sordariomycetes, Hypocreales, Clavicipitaceae. Gene Ontology annotation, cellular component: cytoplasm; nucleus.